AUGGCCUCGUCUCCGGCGCACUCCUCUGCUAGCUCUGGCGACACCUCCGAUGCAUCUCAGCCCGCAUCCAUUGCCGUGGUGCAGAUGGUGAACAUCCGUUCACACGUUCCCAUCCUUCUCGAUCUCCUGGACUCCAACUACAGCCAGUGGAGGCGCUGCUUCGACUCCGUCCUCGGCAAGUUUGGCCUCGACGACAUCGUCAAGACUCUGACACCCAUGGCGCAGCGCGACGCCGAAUGGCGCCAGAUCAACUGCUGCAUCGUCAACUGGCUGUAUACCACUGUCAACAAGAACGUCUUCGACAUCAUCUACAAGCCUCGCGCCUCCGUGUUCACCCUUUGGUCGGACAUCGAGGGCCACUUUAGCGACCAUGAACUCCAGUGCACUGUCUACCUGGAGGUUGAGUUCCGCAGCCUCAACCAGGGCGACCUCAGCAUCUCGGACUACUUCUCCCCCCUCAAGCUCCUCGCCGAUGGCCUGUGCGACACGUUGCCGGGAAUAUGA
Panicum virgatum (switchgrass) is the source of this 504-nucleotide messenger RNA. RefSeq lists its product as uncharacterized. Bases 1 to 504 code for a protein of 167 amino acids. The record is from RefSeq and is a predicted model, not a curated record. Lineage: Eukaryota; Viridiplantae; Streptophyta; Magnoliopsida; Poales; Poaceae. The transcript is spliced from 2 exons.